This is a messenger RNA of Thlaspi arvense, 1449 nucleotides long. The record is from the annotation of a GenBank genome assembly. Lineage: Eukaryota; Viridiplantae; Streptophyta; Magnoliopsida; Brassicales; Brassicaceae.
AUGAACUCUGUAAUUCAUUCCGGCACAAGUGUUGUGCGUAAAGCUUCUCGCUUUCUCUUAAGCUCGAGGAAAUUCUGCGAUGGUGGCAUCAAAGAUAAUAAUGGUUUCCCUCCAAUCGAAGAGCCGUUGAAGAUAACAUGGGAAUCUUCGGAGAUGGAUUGUGGGUUUGCCGAGGAGGAACAUGAAGAAAGCUUCGAUGGUCGUGAGAAAAUCUCUGUGAGGAGGAGGUUCUUGGAGGAUGCUAAGCUCGGUGCUUCCCAGGUUCUCGAUACUUUACUGCAAGAUUGUCCCGGGUCCAAUACGAAAUCAGCUUUGGAUGAGUUGAAUGUUCCAGUCUCAGGACUUGUAGUGAGAGAGGUUCUUGUUGGGAUCUUAAGGACUCUAGGGUAUGAUAACCAGACGAGGUGUGCUAAGCUAGCUUACAAGUUCUUUGUGUGGUGUGGUGGGAAAGAGAGUUUCAGGCACACGGCGAAUUGUUACCAUCUACUGAUGAAGAUAUUUGCAGAGUGUGGUGAGUACAAAGCCAUGUGCAGGCUAAUCGACGAGAUGGUCAAAGACGGUUAUCCGACGACGGCGAGGACGUUUAAUCUGCUGAUAUGCACUUGCGGUGAAGCAGGCCUUGCGAGAGAAGUCGUGGAGCAGUUCAUCAAAUCGAAAGCUUUCAACUACCGACCUUUCAAACACUCGUACAACGCGAUCUUGCACUCCUUGCUAGGGGUGAAGCAGUACAAGCUGGUUGAUUGGGUUUACGAGCAGAUGUUGGAAGACGGGUUCUCGCCGGAUGUCCUGACUUACAACAUUGUGAUGUUUGCAAACUUUAGGUUAGGGAAAACAGACCGGCUCUACAGAUUGCUUGAUGAAAUGGUUAAAGACGGGUUUUGUCCGGACUUCUACACGUACAACAUCCUCCUCCACCACCUGGCGACCGGAAACAAGCCUCUCGCCGCUCUGAACCUUCUGAAUCAUAUGAGGGAAGUGGGAGUGGAGCCCGGUGUGAUCCACUUCACCACUCUGAUAGACGGGCUGAGCCGAGCCGGGAAGUUAGAGGCUUGCGAGUACUUUAUGGAGGAGACGGUGAAGGUUGGAUGCACGCCGGAUGUUGUUUGUUACACUGUUAUGAUCACGGGAUAUAUAUCAGGUGGGGAGCUCGAGAAAGCCGUGGAGAUGUUCAGAGAGAUGACGGAGAAAGGGCAGCUCCCGAAUGUGUUCACAUACAACUCCAUGAUCCGUGGCUAUUGUAUGGCGGGGAAAUUCAAAGAGGCCUGCUCCUUGCUCAAGGAAAUGGAGUCAAGAGGGUGUAACCCUAAUUUCGUGGUUUACAGUACGCUGGUCAACAAUCUGAGAAACGCAGGGAAGCUUUUAGAGGCUCACGAUGUAGUCAAGGACAUGGUGGAGAAAGGGCAUUAUGUUCAUCUGAUUUCAAAGUUGAAAAAAUAUAGAAGAAGCUAG